Molecule: messenger RNA, 628 nt
Organism: Beta vulgaris subsp. vulgaris (sugar beet)
Lineage: Eukaryota; Viridiplantae; Streptophyta; Magnoliopsida; Caryophyllales; Amaranthaceae
Product: auxin-responsive protein SAUR21-like
Exons: 1
Coding region: 144-419 (91 amino acids)
Biological process (GO): response to auxin
Source: RefSeq, a predicted model, not a curated record
AAAACUCCCCUACUAUAAAUUGCUUCCUAAGUCUUUGCAACUACAUCACAGUCAAAUUUAAGUAUCUUUCUUGCUAGAUCCAAACUCCUCUCAAAUUUCAACAUCUAGUCUCUUUCCUUUUGUAACACGAUUUCCUUACAGAAAUGGCAAUCCGUUUCCCUGCUGUACUCUCUAAUGCAAAGCAGAUUAUUACCAAACAUCAGCAAGUAGUUCCAAAAGGGCACAUCCCAGUUUAUGUCGGAGAACAAGCUGAUAAGAGGAGAUGUGUGGUGCCACUUUCUUACUUAGCCCACCCUGCAUUUCUAAACUUGCUACAGCGCACUGAAGAAGAGUUUGGGUUUAAUCAUCCUACUGGCGCUCUUACCAUUCUUUGCACUCAAGAAACGUUCUUCAGUUUAACUUCUGGACUUAAGUGCUAACUGAACAAGAUGAAAUACAACAUUUAAAAUUCAGAUGAUGUUUUACUAGCUGAUUAUUGUACUAACUUUUGUGGGUUCUUUAAGUUCUUUAUUCUUUUACUGCUAUCCAGGUAGAAUACUGUACAGAUAUAGUAACUUUUCUCCUCUUUCUGUGUCAUUCAGUAGGGUGGUACUCAAUAUCUAUAAAUACUUUGAUGCACUUUUAUGCA